AUGGCCAACCAAACCACUGUGGAUGACUCCAAAGUCCACGGAGACUGGCGAGAUGAACUGUUCCAAAACGGAUAUGUCGUUGUGAAAAAUGCUAUUCCACAAGCGCGAUGUGAAUAUUACAUCGACAAGAUGUUUCAGUGGCUAGAAAGUUUCCCUUUUGGCUUUCAGAGAAAUAUUCGAUCGACUUGGAAUGAAAAACAUUUACCUCAGCAUAUCAAAGGAGGGAUGUAUCAUGGGUAUGGAAUACAGCAUGAAAGAUUUGUAUGGGAGGCUCGAACCGAGGCAGGAGUGAUCGAAGCCUUCGCAAAGCUGUGGUCGACAGAAAAGCUUCUAGUCUCCUUUGAUGGAAUCAACUUCACGCUUCCUUCUGGUACUGCUCUACCACAGACACAACCAUGGCCGCAUAUUGAUCAGAGCCCGCUGCGAGAGGGCAUGCAGUGUGUUCAGGGUAUUCUUAACUUUGCACCGAAUGGGCCUCAAGAUGGGGGUCUUCUUGUCAUGAAAGGAUCUACAAAGCUGAUGCCUGAGUUCUUCAAAUCUCAUGAAGGCACAAUCGGACGACCAACCUGGGGUCCUAGCGAUUGGUUUGGCUUUGACGAAAGUGAAGUGAAAUGGUUCGAGGAAAGAGGCUGUGAAAUUCACAAGGUAACUGCUGAAGCCGGUGACCUAAUUCUGUGGGACUCACGCACUAUGCAUUUCAACUGUGUUCCCUCUUCUCAAAAUUUACGCGCCCUUGUUUAUGCGUGCUAUACACCAGCUUCCCUUGCAAAGCCUGAAAUACUGCAGCAGAAAAGUGAAAUCUUUGACAAGCGUAUUGGAACGACGCACUGGCCCCAUGAAAAUCUGUUCACCGAUACCAGUAUCGCGAAACGCCCAGGAGAAGAUGAGCAUGGAUUGACCAACUGUCUUUUUGAACAGCCUAUUGAGACAGAUCUGGUAUUGAAACUGGCAGGAAAAAUUCCCUACUAG
Molecule: messenger RNA, 969 nt
Organism: Penicillium nucicola
Lineage: Eukaryota; Fungi; Ascomycota; Eurotiomycetes; Eurotiales; Aspergillaceae
Exons: 4
Coding region: 1-969 (322 amino acids)
Source: RefSeq, a predicted model, not a curated record